AUGAAGGUCCACGUGACCAACCCUACUAACGCCGCCAAACUCCGAGAUGCGCUCCGGCUCUUUCACCUGCCAGCGACGAUGCUUCGAACAACGCUGCGCACUCGGUUGUGGCCGUCCUUGCGUGCGACCCGGUUCGUAUCCUCCGUGCCGCUUAUUCGCAUCCAGGACGGGACUUUCUACAAGCAAUACCCGACGGAGCAAGAUGGUACCUCGAAUCCGCCUUUAUACCGGAACUUCAACUUCACCCUCCCCUCCGGUCCUUCGCCUCCCUCGAAGGGUGCGAAGCCCGUGCAGCAAUACUGGGCAGUAAUUGGGCCGUCGGAGCGAACUGACAUGCUCAAUAUCCUUCGCGGCCAGCACAUCUCCAUCCCACCCAACUCACGCACAUAUCCCUACCUCCUCACCGAUGAGCUCGCUGCCAAGGACCCCCGGUUACGACUUGUCGAAAACGCAAUUCAAUACAUUGGAUUCAACGGUGAAGGCUCCGGAGCCAUUGGCGGCACCCGAGGCGCAUAUCUGAGUGCUCGGUAUGAGAGCCAUCGCGAGGAGACCGAUUGGACGGUAGAGCAAUUCCUGCGAGGCCAAACCUCACUCAACCCCAUGGAAGGAGAGGAAAAUGGCACGUUGCAUGAUGAGCAGCUACUGCGGCAGGUGACCGCCGACCUGCACCUGACCAAGUUGCUUGACAUGCCGGUCGCGAACCUUAGCAAUGGCCAGACUCGGCGGACACGUAUUGCACAAGCUCUGCUCAAGAAGCCAGAGCUGCUGCUUCUCGAUGAGCCUUUCAUGGGAUUGGAUCCGCCCACGGUUCGUAGCAUCAGUGAUCUUCUGUUCCGCCUGGCUCAAAAAUCUUCUCCACGGCUAGUUCUGGCCCUCCGCCCGCAGGAUGCAGUGCCACAGUGGAUCACACACAUGAUCAUCGUGGGCAACUCCCAUCAGAUCAUCCAACAGGGCUUACGCUCGGAGGUUGUCGAAAAGUUGGAUGUCUGGAAGCGUCUUGCCACGACUGUGAAACCCCGUGCCAUGAGCGGUGCUGAAAAUGAUAUUGCGCAAGAGGCUCGCGAUCUUUUGAAGUCCGGUGUUCUCGAUGAACAACUGCUCCGAGAUUUCACCGUGGGCCAGACUCAUAGCCGCCGGAAAUAUCAGCAUGCUUCUCUGGGGGGAGAGCCGUUGAUCGAGAUGGACGGUGUGCGUGUCCAAUACGGUGACAAGGCGGUCCUGGGUGACUGGCAACAGAAAGUGGACGAUAAGAAAAAAUCUGGGCUACACUGGACAGUACGUCGAGGCCAGCGCUGGGCGGUUCUUGGUGCCAAUGGCUCGGGCAAGACAACGCUGCUGUCGCUCAUUACUUCGGACCAUCCCCAGACAUACGCCCUCCCAAUCAAAUUGUUUGGACGGUCUCGUCUUCCCGAAAAAGGCAAGCCUGGAAUCUCGAUCUUCGAACUUCAGUCUCGGCUGGGACAUUCUUCGCCUGAGAUUCAUGCAUUUUUCCCGCGUCAAUUGACGGUACGUGAAUGUGUGGAGUCGGCGUUUGCAGAGACAUUUUUGUCGAAACCAAAGCUUGUCCACGAGAAUGACAUUGACGUCAAUGCCUUUCUUCGCACCUUCAAGGCCGAGCUUGAUCCAAAUGAGUCGAAUGCAGUGCAUCAGGAGAAUGGAGCAUCCCACGUCGACGUGUCUCAAAACUUCCCCAAACUUCCCGGGGUGAGCCUGAACGAACCAUUUUUCCCGCCCGACUACGACGUGGAGUACGCCGACAAUGUUCGGUUUGGGCAACUCAGUACCGCGCAGCAGCGCAUUGUCUUGUUCCUGCGUGCCCUGGUCCACAAGCCGGAUAUCGUGAUUCUAGACGAGCCCUUCUCGGGGUUGACUGCUUCCCAGCGUGACAAGUGUCUGGCGUUCCUUGAACACGGUGAGGCUCUAUCCAAAACACAUAGCAAAAAAGGCAAACAUCGGUAUAAUGGUCUGUCGGAGGAUCAAGCCCUGAUUCUCAUCAGCCAUGUCAAAGAGGAAAUUCCCGACGGCGUGCGGUAUUAUAUGAGACUACCAUCUGGAACUAGCGACGACCCCGAGCCCUUGGAUUUCCGAUUCGGGAUUCUCAAGUCCGUGAGCUAUCUCAAUGACCCCAAGGUUUGGGAUGCAGCUUGGGCUCCGGCAUCGCGGUUUGAGCUGAAUAGUAGACGAUCAUGGCGGAGGAACCAGGAACUUCUUGAACAGGACGACAUGUCCAGGUACGAGUGGUACUCGAUCUAG
Molecule: messenger RNA, 2253 nt
Organism: Penicillium cinerascens
Lineage: Eukaryota; Fungi; Ascomycota; Eurotiomycetes; Eurotiales; Aspergillaceae
Product: putative ABC transporter
Exons: 1
Coding region: 1-2253 (750 amino acids)
Molecular function (GO): ATP hydrolysis activity; ATP binding
Source: RefSeq, a predicted model, not a curated record